CCUUCCCUUUGCCGCCGCUGCCGCCGCCACUGCGGCCGCCAGAGAGCAAGCCUGAGAGCGCCGGGCUCCGUAGAACGAUGCUCUGGCUCCUGAGCUGCUUCCGAGGAGCUCGGGCUCAGCCGCUCCUCUCGCCCGGGCUAACCUUUGCCGCCUGGCUCUGGUUGCACCACCUGGGACCUCCCAUGGCACUGGCUUCCUCCUUCCUGACAGGCUCUGUUGCAAAAUGUGAAAAGGAAGGAGAAGUUCUACAGAUCCCCUUUAUCACAGACAAUCCUUGCAUAAUGUGCAUUUGCCUGAACAAGGAAGUGACUUGCAAGCGAGAGAAGUGUCCAGUACUUUCAAAGGAGUGUGCUCUAGUCGUAAAGCAGAGAGGAACCUGCUGUGAACGCUGCAAAGGUUGCAGUUUUGAAGGAAAUUCAUAUAACAGCUCAGUGUCAUGGCAGACCCCAGACAAGCCUUGUAUCAUGCACCAAUGCCAGGAAGGAGUGAUAACUGAAGCUGAGAUUCAGUGCAUUGUUCAUUGUAAAAAUCCUUCAAAGCAGCCAGGAAUAUGUUGUCCCACAUGUCCAGGUUGUAUGUUUGAAGGUAGACAUUACUAUGAAGGUGAGGAAUUUCAGCCUGAAGGAAACAAAUGCAUCACAUGUGCUUGUAUUGGUGGCAGGACACAGUGCAUACAAGAAGUGUGCCCCAUUCUUUCAUGUCCCCAGCAUCUCAGUCACACUCCGCCUGGAAAGUGCUGCCCAAAAUGUUUAGGACAGAGGAAAGUGUUUGAUCUUCCAUCUGGAAGCUGCCUCUUUCACAGUGAUGUUUAUGACAAUGGAGCCUCCUUUGUGUACGACAACUGUACUAAAUGUACCUGCAGGGAUUCUACUGUGGUGUGUAAAAGGAAGUGCUCACCACCUAGAGACUGCCUCAGAGCUAAAGGGCAGUGCUGCAAGGAUUGCAUCUCCUACAUGUCCCCUGAGGAAACAAGAGUGUGCAAGUUUGGGAACAAGCUCUUCUGGGAUGGAGAAAUGUGGUCCUCUGUCAACUGCACCAUUUGUGCUUGUGUGAAAGGCAAGACACAAUGUCACAAGAAGCAGUGCAUUCCAGUCAGCAGCUGCCCUCCUGGAAAGAUCCUCAACCGAAAAGGAUGUUGUCCCAUUUGCACUGAAAAGCCUGGAGUUUGCACUGUAUUUGGAGACCCUCACUACAACACUUUUGAUGGACGGACAUUUAACUUUCAGGGAACAUGUCAGUAUGUUUUGACAAAAGACUGCUCCUCCCCUACCUCACCCUUCCAGGUGCUGGUGAAGAAUGAUGCUCGGCGAACUCGCUCUUUUUCCUGGACAAAAUCUGUAGACCUUCUGCUAGGCAGUAGCACCAUCAGCCUACAUCAGCACCUCACUGUAAAGCUGAAUGGGACACGGAUAUCCCUACCAUACGAAACACUGCACUUCCACAUCGACUUGGAAGGGUAUCUGUUGAAAGUGACAACUAAAGCAGGACUGGAAAUUUCUUGGGAUGGAGACAGUUUUGUUGAAGUCAUGGCUGCACCACAUCUUAAGGGCAAGCUAUGUGGUCUGUGUGGCAACUACAAUGGACACAAGAGAGAUGACUUAAUUGGAGGUGAUGGACAUUUUAAGUUUGAUGUGGAUGACUUUGCAGAAUCCUGGCGAAUGGAAUCAAAUGAAUUCUGUACGCGUCCUCCAAAGAAACAGUUUCCUGAGCUGUGCCAAGGAACAGUGAGGAUAAAACUUCGUGCCCAUCGGGAAUGCCAGAAACUCAAAGCAUGGGAUUUUCAGACUUGCCACUCAACUGUAGACUACACUAUGUUUUAUCGGUCCUGCAUAACAGACAUGUGUGAGUGCCCUGGUCAUAAAAACUGCUACUGUGAGUCCUUCUUAGCCUAUGCCAGAGCUUGUGAGAGGGAAGGCCUGAAAGUCCACUGGAAACCUCAACAAAACUGUGCUGCAACCCAAUGCAAGCAUGGUGCGGUUUAUGAUACCUGUGGUCCCGGAUGUGUAAAAACCUGCGACAACUGGAAUGAGAUUGGGCCCUGUAAUAAGCCAUGUAUUGCAGGAUGCCACUGUCCUGCAAACUUGGUUCACCACAAGGGAAGAUGCAUCAAACCUAUUCAGUGUCCACAGCGGUGACAUUCGACAUCAUUCCCAAGGACUUUGAAAUUGGUAUCUCUGGUACCUUUGCAAAACUCACAACCAAUGGACUGCACUCUUGGCAGACUUUGCAAUGCGUUCUCAUAAAGGGUGGAUACGUGUGUGCCUAUAUAUUUAUAUGUGUACAUGGAAAUAUAUAUUACUACAAGCAUGUAUGCAGGUCUGGGUUCAUACAUGAUACAUGUGUGCAUUUAUAGGAAUCGUGUCACAGUCAACGUUCCCUCUAAUUUUCAGUCCAACUGGGUGGGGCUCUGCCCCUUGUGCAUGCAAGUGACUCUGCCCCUCAUGGAGUUCUGUUGCAACCAGAACCAAAGGGGCUGAAAACGAUUGCUGUGGGUGCACAGGGGAAGAGGAGCCCUGCCCGGAGGGGGACAGAGUUGCCCACGCCUGCGCACACUUUAGAGGGAACCUGGGUGUCAGUGUAUGCCAGGAAAAAAAAGAGAUGUAAGGAGUUCAGUUGCUGAAUUCAUGACAUUGCAGGAUGAAGGAAAUAGUAGAAGGAUUUGUCACCUGACAACACAGCACUGUAUGAAUGCCUGACAUGAUGAAACUUUAGACCAAAUCCUGAACCCAACAUACUCCUGCAGAUCAUCCUUCAUUUCUAUGACCUCAGCUCAAUAGAUGAAAUGUAUACAAGCCCCUCUCCCAUUACCCAUUAAACCACUUUCUCAUCCAGGUAAGUGAAGAAGGGAACUCUCUCUCUCUCUCUCUCUCUCUCUCUCUCUCUCAAUCUUCUCUCUUUCAUUUU
Pogona vitticeps (central bearded dragon) is the source of this 2904-nucleotide messenger RNA. RefSeq names its product BMP binding endothelial regulator (gene BMPER). The record is from RefSeq and is a predicted model, not a curated record. Gene Ontology annotation, cellular component: extracellular region. Gene Ontology annotation, molecular function: protein binding. Lineage: Eukaryota; Metazoa; Chordata; Lepidosauria; Squamata; Agamidae.